GCCGAGCUCUGCCCGUCCCCCCACGGCGAGGCCACCGAUACCGUAUCAUGGAGGAAUUUCAAGAAGCUGAAAUCCUGUGGCCCGGCGGCAACGAGCAUCAUGACAACGACGACGGCGACGCCGAGAAGACAGGUACUAGUACCGUGUCUUCAGUCGUCGUUCAUCCCAAGCCGGCGGACACGCCGGAGCUGUCCUCGCCGGUCGAGAUCUCCCGCCGGAAGCGGCGGUGCCGCCCCUGGGCGGCGGAGGAGCGCGCCGCGUUCGAUCAAGAAACCGGCGGGGGCGGGGGCGACGGCGGCGGCGGCGAAGAAGAAGAAGACAGUUGCAUCGACGAGGCGAAGCAGAGAAGCGCGAAGGGUAUGGCGGCCGUGCCGCCGCACGUUCUCCUGGCUCGGCGGAGGCUUCUGGGUGCCCGGACGGCGGCGUACUCCAUGUGCGCUGGGAAAGGGAGGACGCUCAAAGGGCGCGACCUCCGCGAUGUCAGGAACCUCGUGCUCAAGAUGACCGGGUUCAUCGAGAAAUGAUCACGAGCCGCCGGGGAUUGCUUGCGAUGAUGAAGCGCAUGCGCGUCGUUGUCAAAAAUGCGAAGCUUGUGAAACCAGAAGUUUGCGCAGCAGCAAGGCCGGCCGUAGCUGAAAUAAGGACAGAUGAGAUCGAUGAACUGCUCAUCAUUUGGUUGGUUGAUUGAUUCAUAAUUUGCUAGCUCAUGUAAUAAUGUACAUAGCUAGCUUAGUAGUACUGUACAAACAGGCAGCAAAGUUGAAAAGAAUUAAAAUACCAGCUGCUACUGAACUGAAUACCAGCUUCUAUUGAACUGUUACCGAUGCAUCGAUGUUAUCGGGUUA
Panicum virgatum (switchgrass) is the source of this 845-nucleotide messenger RNA. RefSeq lists its product as uncharacterized. The transcript has a single exon. Lineage: Eukaryota; Viridiplantae; Streptophyta; Magnoliopsida; Poales; Poaceae. Bases 48 to 524 code for a protein of 158 amino acids. The record is from RefSeq and is a predicted model, not a curated record.